GGCUUCAGACGAUCCGGAUCUGCAGAGGAUCCCGGUGGAACCCGGUGAAUCCUGUCGGAACGUAUCUUCUCUUUGGCGUUAGUUCGACCUACGAAGGGGAUUUAAAGCGCGUUCUCGACGACACCUUGGAUCUCAGUGGAGCAGCCAUGGGCAGUAAGACUCUGCUCGCACCCAUUCCUCUCCAUCCUUCACUGCAGCUGGCUAACUGUGCCUUUGUCCAAAGCUCCACGGGCCUUCAGGUGCCAGCCGAUCACUUCCAGAGCAUCUACAGCUUCAGUGCUCUGCACGCCGUACAUCUCCACCAGUGGACACUGGGGUACCCGCCUCUUGCCCUGCCACGCUGCACCCUGUCCAAGCUGCCUGCCCACUUCUCCACCAUGGCCUCUAUCCCCAUUUUCCCUCACUUCUUCCAGUCCAAACAGGACUCCGCAGGGUUACUGCAGACCUCCAAGAACAAGCCCCGCUUUGAUUUUGCUAACCUGGCAACAGCAGCCACCCAGGAUGACCAUGUGAAGGCGGAAGACCUGAGCAGGAUGGGUGCUGCUAACAUUCAGGGUUCAUCUCACCGCGCAAGCACAGCCAACCUGGGAUGUCUCCUGGAUGUGACCAAACUCUCCUCACCAGAGCGCAAGUCUGGUCGAGGCCGGCUGCCAUCAAAAACCAAGAAAGAGUUUGUUUGCAAGUUCUGUGGUCGCCAUUUUACCAAAUCCUACAACCUGCUGAUCCACGAACGGACGCACACCGACGAGAGGCCGUACACCUGUGACAUCUGCCACAAAGCCUUCAGGAGGCAGGACCACCUCCGGGACCACAGGUACAUUCACUCCAAAGAAAAACCCUUCAAGUGUCAGGAGUGUGGGAAGGGAUUCUGUCAGUCAAGGACUCUGGCGGUACACAAAACAUUGCACAUGCAGGUGAAGGAUCUGAAGCCAGCAAAGAUCAAGUGAUGGAUUCCACCAGCAGAGAAGAGCCACACGCUGGGACCACAUGACCAAAGACUUUGUCCUCCGCCAGGGGACGCGUGACGCCCUGACUCAACAAUGAACUACUUCGCCAGCAGGUUCACAGCUGCAGUCCAACCCAAAGGAGGGCUUUGAGAUGAUGCUGUGUGGAUCUGUGGGAAAGAACCAGAAGAUCAGGAUGCAGAGACACGACACGUUUUAUAAUCACAUUAGACUGAUCAAAGCCAUUUAAGAUGUUUUCUAUGAUAUUCCUCCACAGAUAACACUAUAGCUACAUGUAUGUUUGCACUUUAACUUGAUUAUUGAUUAUUGACAUGUACCACUGGAUUUCUAAAACGUAUUUUCAAAUCAAAUAAUCAUUUCUAAAUAAAAUAGUUUACCGCUGCA
Thalassophryne amazonica is the source of this 1349-nucleotide messenger RNA. It is a transcript of the gene osr1, whose product is annotated as odd-skipped related transcription factor 1. The record is from RefSeq and is a predicted model, not a curated record. Gene Ontology annotation, biological process: embryo development; urogenital system development; regulation of transcription by RNA polymerase II. The transcript has 3 exons. The coding region runs from base 147 to 947 and encodes 266 amino acids. Gene Ontology annotation, molecular function: DNA-binding transcription factor activity, RNA polymerase II-specific; RNA polymerase II transcription regulatory region sequence-specific DNA binding. Lineage: Eukaryota; Metazoa; Chordata; Actinopteri; Batrachoidiformes; Batrachoididae. Gene Ontology annotation, cellular component: nucleus.